AUGAAGCGGUACUUGGUCGACCGUGGUCGCAAGGAGGCCCUUUUGCGCCAGGGUCUGGUUGACAUAGAAUCCUCUACAUCAUCGGACACUCUCCGAGAAAUCGAGGCCGAGAAGGCCGAGGUGGAACAGGCAGAAGCGUUACGGUCCCAAAACAUCGUCGAACCGGAGCGGGUACAUGUUUUACUGCAAGAGGCCGUUGAUGGCUUCAGAGAACAUUGGGAGCACGCGAAGCUGCCCAAGCAUCAGCGCAAAGCCCACAAGAUCUGGACGGAAGCGCGAAAGCGGGGGACGAAAACCUAUCAGGUCCUUCAGGCUCGACAGCUCGCAAAGGCCAUGGAUGACCGCCUUCAUAAGCUUUGGACCGAGAUUGUGGAGCAGACGUGGGUCAAAGAAUCCGAGGUUCGGCUUCAGGCUAGGAGCCUGGAGCAGAGUGUGGAAGACAAGCAGUACAAUCUGUGGCUUGCAGCCACAUUGGAUUCCCGCAUCGAGCCUCCCAAGCCGGAUGGCCUGCCAAGACCGAAACGUCCUGCGAUCAGACGACCGCAGAGCCCUAUUGGUAGUGAGGUGCUGACAAGCUCGGAUGAAGAGGAUUUCAUUGUGCCCGACCAUGAGCCAGAGGCGAUGGAUGUUGACCACGCUCUACCUAUCAAUGAAGAAGACGAGCCAGCCCCAUGCAUUGGGCUCACGCCGAUGAAGCCGGAGUCACCAACGAAGGCCGAUUCUCCGAUGUUUGUGGACCUGACCCAAACGGAGACUCCACAAAGUUUACGCCGUGCACGUCGACUCACGUCGGUCAUCGACCUGACGGCCACCCCCAUCAAGCCGAGGAUAAACUUCCGACAAGUUCCAUCACAGGAUGAGACUGGGAGCAUUCCUACUCCCAUGGAAGCGUUAGCGGACGGCGAGAGCUUUGAGAGCGUCGAAGAGAUCGGAACCCAGUCGGCAAAGCACUGGGCCAAGCUCCGGGACAGUUCAAGACUCCUGAUAUGUCUGUUGUGGAAGCUCCCACACGCGCGCCGCACGCGCGUUUUUGAAGCUGUCAGAGACAAUCCCAGCGACAAACUAUUUGCGCUUUCGAUAGAAAAACAUUUGUCCGAGCCGCUGCAAGACGCUGACCAAGUCGACAAGGGAGGCCCCGAAGUUGUACCCUUUGACAUCACUCGCUUGUUUCUGAGCUAUAUCAGAGUCAGUCGCUGCAAGCCAGAUCGCGUCAUCCGCCUCUCGGACGAAAAUAAAAAGAAACUCGCUAAAGGAGAAGGGGAGACUUGGGACAAGUUUCAUGCCUUCCUCAGCCGCAUCGAGCCAGAGUUUCCUCAGGACAGUCAGAUUUACCGAACCGACGCCUUCGACGUCGAACUCCGCGCCUUUGAAGCCGAACUCGGCACCGGCGCCUUGUCCGAGGCCGAGGAUGACGCCCCGCCCGGCUCUAAAGGCACGCCUUCAAAGACACGCAAAAAUGCGCCGAAAGAAAUCGUUCAGAAUAAGGACGCAGUGGAUCUCCGCGAGAGAGAGAAACGCCGCGUCGAGGAGCAGGAGGCCCGGCGGCUCAAGUUGAGAGCCUCCUUGAACACAUCGGGCUUGAUGUCUCGGGACAAGUCGAGGCUCAUCAUUAACGAGACUAAACAGGAGGAUCAACCCUUUAUCUACGUCAACGAGGAAACCGGCAAGCGCAUCAAGGACCACCAAGUCGAUGGAGUGCGGUUCCUGUGGAACCAGAUUGUGCUGGAUGCAGAUGUGCGCCAGGGCUGCCUUCUGGCACACACCAUGGGCUUGGGCAAGACCAUGCAGGUCAUCACCUUCUUAGCUGCGAUACAAGAAUCUGCAAAGUCAGCGGAUCCGGCCGUGACGGCACAGAUCCCAGAGGACCUCAGAGAGUCAAAGACGCUGGUUUUGUGCCCUGCUGGUCUGGUGGACAAUUGGAUGGACGAGCUCCUCCUGUGGGCGCCCCAAGGCCUGUUUGGUCCCAUUCGCAAGAUUGAGUCGCUCUUGUCGCCGGAGGAGCGCCGCCAGGCCGUCCAUACUUGGGCGCAAGAAGGCGGCAUCCUGGUAACAGGCUACAACAUGUUGCAAAAGAUCGUUGCUGGGGACGAAGAAACUGAGGACAGCCUGAUCACGGGGCCAAACAUUGUCGUGGCGGAUGAGGCCCACGUCCUCAAAAAUCCGGAAGCCAAGGUGCAUCGGGUCUGUUCGCGAUUCAAGACUAAUUGUCGCAUCGCCCUGACCGGCUCGCCUCUGGCCAACAACGUGGAGGAGUACUACUCCAUGAUCAACUGGGUGGCUCCUAACUAUCUUGGUCCCCUGGGCGAGUUUAAGGAUAUCUACGCGCUGCCGAUCCAGCAGGGGCUAUGGGGCGACAGCAUGGGAUGGGAGAAACGCAAGGCCUUGAAGAUGUUGCAAGUGCUCAAGGAGACGGUGGCCCCAAAAGUCCACCGGAGGACAAUCAAGUCCUUGAAAAACGACCUGCCGCCCAAGUUCGAGUUCGUCAUUUGCGUUCCACCGACCGCAAUGCAGCGGAAACUAUACGAGCUGUAUGUGUCUGGCGUUGGCGGCGAGUUCGCGGGCAAGUCCAAGAACAAGAAGCUCCCACAAGCCCAGAUUUUCACCAUUGUCGGCGAUCUAGGCCUGCUGUGCAACCAUCCUCGUUGCUUUCAGCAGAAGAUGUUGGAUGCCCGCCGUGACCGACAAGAUGGCAAACCAGGUUUGGUUCCAGAGAGCGUCAUCACGUCGGCACUUAAGGAGACCAACUCUGCACUCGAUCUGAACAACCCGGGCUUGUCUCUCAAGGCGGAGCUUCUGUCCCUGAUCCUGGACGAAGCUCGAGAAGCGCGUGACAAGGUCCUCGUGUUUAGCCAAUCGAUUCCGACGCUGGACUACCUGAUGAAUCUGCUGCAGAUGCAGAAGCGGCGUGUGUGCCGGCUGGACGGAGGCACGGCAAUUGGAAAGCGGCAGGACAUGACCAAGAACUUCAAUGCCGGCGACCAGGAAGCCUAUCUAAUUUCCACAAACGCUGGAGGCGUCGGCCUCAACAUUCAAGGAGCGAGCCGCGUCGUGAUAUUCGACUUCAAGUGGAACCCUGUCAACGACCAGCAGGCAAUCGGGCGCGCGUAUCGCAUCGGGCAAGAAAAACCCGUCUUUGUCUACCGCUUUGUUGUGGCAGGAACCUUCGAGGAAGACCUACAGAACAAGGCGGUGUUUAAAAUGCAGCUGGCUUCUCGAGUCGUGGACAAGAAGAAUCCGGUAAGCUGGUCGAAGCGGCUGGGCAGUCUUUUGCACCCCAUCAACCCAGUGCCGGCUAAGAACCUGGAAGAGUUUGUCGGCAAGGAUCGAAUCCUAGACAGGCUCAUCAAGUACAAGAACAGCGGAGAGGCGAUUCGGUCCAUUGUCUCGACCGACACGUUCGAGGAGGAAGACCCAGACGUGGACCUGACGGCAGAGGAGCGUCGUGACGCUGAGGACAUGGUCAGGCUGAACCGUCUUCGCGCCACGGACCCGGAAGAGUACGAAAGGAAGCGCGAGGAGGAGAGCCGCAGGCUCUUGAAGGAGCGCAUCAACCUGACCCAGCAGCACGAUCAGAGCGUCGGGCAUCAAAUCCAGGCCAGGCCCGGAGCGCCUGCGGCCACCCAGGCGUUGGCGCCCUUGCCGAUCCGCGGAGCCAUCAACGGGUCUCGGGGAGCAGUAGCCUCAUCUUCCACAACGGCGUUGAACGGUUUUACGACGCAGACUCAGCAGAGCGGCUUCGUGGAUGCUCAGCGGCAGCAGGCUGCUGCGGGCCUUUCCCGCGCCCAGAGCAGCUCUUCCCACCUGCCAUCGACGGCGACGCCUUUGCCCAUGGCCGGCGCCAACACUUACUUUGGCAACGAGCCGCCGCCCGGCGCAGCCUCGACAUCGGAAGCGACUCCAGUCCAGACCAUUCCAUCGACUCCGGUCCCAAUCGCAUCCUCUGCAGGGCCCAAGCUCUUCAACUCACCACAAGGGAGCCAAGCGAGGGACGCAUUUGAGCAGAAAUUGCGUGGCAGGCUGAAUGUGUUGCCCGCCUUUGACUCGGCAGGCGCUGCCAGCACUCGGGAGUAUAUCGCUCGGGACGUCACGAUGGCCAUUGACAAGAUUCGAAAAGAACAUGCUUUUGGUUUUCUGCCUGACAAUCAGCACUGGCGUCUACUAGAGGAGCACCUGGUUCACGACAGAUUCAUGCCCGCCGUGGUUUUUGGCCAUAUUACGCCGUCUUUUCUCGCUCUCACCAACAGGAAGGAACUAGAAUCUCGCGUAGCAGUGCUGAACAGCCUCUCCGAGCAAGAACUCCAGAACAACGUGAUGGCGUUUGGAGGGAAUUCAGACCCUCAAGUAUGA
Molecule: messenger RNA, 4347 nt
Organism: Hirsutella rhossiliensis
Lineage: Eukaryota; Fungi; Ascomycota; Sordariomycetes; Hypocreales; Ophiocordycipitaceae
Product: type III restriction enzyme, res subunit domain-containing protein
Exons: 2
Coding region: 1-4347 (1448 amino acids)
Cellular component (GO): nucleus
Molecular function (GO): ATP binding; ATP-dependent chromatin remodeler activity; ATP hydrolysis activity
Source: RefSeq, a predicted model, not a curated record